Messenger RNA from Cucurbita moschata (crookneck pumpkin), 1054 nucleotides. Its product is annotated as ADP-ribosylation factor 1-like. Gene Ontology annotation, molecular function: GTP binding; GTPase activity. The transcript is spliced from 7 exons. Gene Ontology annotation, biological process: intracellular protein transport; vesicle-mediated transport. The record is from RefSeq and is a predicted model, not a curated record. Bases 229 to 774 code for a protein of 181 amino acids. NCBI's taxonomy places the organism in Eukaryota, Viridiplantae, Streptophyta, Magnoliopsida, Cucurbitales, Cucurbitaceae. Gene Ontology annotation, cellular component: cytoplasm.
AUAUUAAAAAAAAAAAAAAAAGAUUUACGUACGAUCUCGUGACCCCUUUCCCUUCCGAUCUGUCUCCUGAAGGCCCCAAAUCGAGAGGUAAACUCUACUUCGCCUCCAUUUUUCUUCAACUCUCAAAUUCCAUUCUGCUGGACUUCUCUUCCAGAUCUCAACUGAUCUUUAACACACGGAUUCAUAUUAUUCGUUUUCUGUGAUUGUUGCCCAUAGAGGGAAGCAGAAAUGGGGCUGACCUUCACGAAGCUCUUCAGCAGCCUCUUUUCUAAGAAAGAGAUGCGCAUUUUGAUGGUGGGUCUUGAUGCUGCUGGUAAAACCACGAUCUUAUACAAGUUAAAGCUCGGAGAAAUUGUUACCACCAUCCCCACUAUCGGAUUUAAUGUGGAGACUGUAGAGUACAAGAACAUCAGCUUUACCGUUUGGGAUGUUGGUGGUCAGGACAAGAUCCGUCCACUUUGGAGGCACUAUUUCCAGAAUACACAAGGCCUUAUUUUUGUUGUGGAUAGCAAUGAUAGGGACCGAGCUGUUGAGGCAAGAGAUGAGUUGCACAGGAUGUUGAAUGAGGAUGAGCUUAGAGAUGCUGUUUUGCUUGUAUUCGCUAACAAGCAAGAUCUUCCUAAUGCCAUGAAUGCUGCAGAAAUAACAGACAAGCUUGGUCUUCACUCUCUUCGUCAACGCCACUGGUACAUUCAGAGCACAUGUGCGACAUCGGGAGAGGGCCUGUACGAAGGUCUCGACUGGCUUUCCAACAACAUUGCUAGCAAGGCUUGAAGCGGUAAAUGAUUUUGAUGGUUGUUCAGGCAUUUGUUCAGAGUUUUUGUUAUUCUGGGACGGAUAGUUUCAUUUGAUUUCAGUGAUUAUCUUAGUUGGGAAACAUUUGGCUAUACCUUAAAAUGUACUCUUAAGUUGUUAAUGGCUGAUUUAAGCGGAUAGACUCCUUAGCUCCUUAGCUUCUUAGCUCCUAGAAGUCCAUUAUUGUACUGUUUUCCAGUUAAUAUCAACUCCUAUUUUUAUCCGUUCAAUUUGAUUAUGAACAAUGUUUGUUGUGCCA